Molecule: messenger RNA, 2046 nt
Organism: Penicillium cinerascens
Lineage: Eukaryota; Fungi; Ascomycota; Eurotiomycetes; Eurotiales; Aspergillaceae
Product: Zn(II)2Cys6 transcription factor
Exons: 3
Coding region: 1-2046 (681 amino acids)
Biological process (GO): regulation of DNA-templated transcription
Molecular function (GO): DNA-binding transcription factor activity, RNA polymerase II-specific; zinc ion binding
Source: RefSeq, a predicted model, not a curated record
AUGGAGCUAUCUGCAGAACGAUCGCCCAACACAUCCUACGCGCCCGGACUAACGGAUGCGCUGCGCUUACAGGUGCCCAAAGCCCGGGGAUCAGGCCGAUCAGGCCCACGCCGCCGCACCGGCUGCUUGACAUGCAGGGCUCGAAAAGUACGCUGCGACGAAGCAAAGCCGAGCUGCGCCAACUGUGACCGAUUGCGUCUGCGUUGUAUCUACAAACCCCCCAUCGCCCUCGGAUCGUGGGCCUCGUCCCGCCGGUCUGUUGACUUGACCGCAGCGCAUGCGCAUCGAGUCACACAGACGGCUCCCACGCCCGCCCUAGGUCCUGUAUCGGCGGCUGCUGCCGUGGCAGGCGCUUCGCAGCGCUCGCCAUUCCUUAACUUCUUCGGUACUGUGCUUCGCUCGGACGAUCAACAUCGCACCAUCCCGGCACCGACAACACCGAUCCGACGACUGUCCCGCGAUACAGAGUCAUACCCGGCGGAAUUAGGAGGAACGUUUGACAUGCUUGGAUUUAUGGGAGGCAUUACAUCGGAAUUGGAGCAGAAGCAUCUCGAUUUGACCAGCGGGCUGUCGGAAUUCACCACCGGUUUAUCCGCGCAGUCAUUAUCUGCAGGCAUGGCUGGAAGUAUGACAGACGAUGGACAACUUAUUGCCGAAAGACGCACGCCACUCAGUCCUGAUGGGUCGUCGUCGAUAGUGGAUGGGAUGUCGAUUGGAAGUGCAUCAGAUGCAGCGACUACACGUGGGAGUUGGUCUGAUCCGGGUAGCACCACGUACGAAGAGCAGCUGCUUCAGCAUUUUCUAGCCAUCGAUCCCCCGGCAGCCAUUUUCGGACCAGUGUCGAUGGAGUGGAAAUAUGUUCGGCCAUCGGUGCUGGCUCGUGCGCGGGACUUUAGUCCCCUUCUGAAUGCGUUAGGGAAACGCUGGCGCUGGGCACCCACAUACUACCGAGUUGCAAGCUCGGAGAUGCAGGCAUGUCUCCUCGGUGACGUGUCUGACUCAAAACUGGUCACGGUAUUUGCAGCUGUGUUUUUCUUAAUGUUAUCCGAGAUCUACUCCUCUCCCGAACUGUCUUCUCCCGGCACAUCCUAUCUCCAUUCGUCAUACCUCCUACUGCAAAGGUUCAACGACCGCACUCGAAAUUGGACUGGGCUUGGACAUGUAUUAGUGGCAUGGAUUUCUCUUCUUGAUGUCAAAUCAUUGAUUGCAGGUCGUGACGGUGACCCACUGACUGAAUUGGGCAAUAUAUCGAACAAUAAGCCCUUGACGUCCAACCCCUCAGAGACACAGGGACCUCAGUCGUCUCGAACAUCUUCAACAGAGGAUGAUGAGACGGAAGACCCAUUCCGCAGUCCUAGCUACCUAGUUUACGAAGCGAUCGUGGGCCCAGCUUUCCGCUUCUUCGUGCAGGCGCAGCAAGUUGUGCGGCGCAUAGUCUGCAUUGACUUACACCACCGCAGCCGCGGAACACUCAGCGACGAGUUCGAGGUUCUCCAGAUAGCACACAAAGUUGGUGCAGAUCUCGAAGCAUUAUGGCACCGACGGCCCUCUGUGAUUGACGUAUAUGAACAACCAGAAGCCCUAACCGACACUCUCUGUGCACCUGUGGCCAUCGAAGUAUGUCGCACGUUCAGGCAAUACGUGGCCAAUUUUCUUGCCAAUUUCAUCUACCUUCACCGCGUCGCAUUUGCUAUCUAUCCACGCACAGAUCGUGUCAAUGGGGCUGUCGACCAGAUCAUUCAACUAGCCGGCGUGGAGUCUGCCGGUGCAGGGGCAAGUCAUCUCCCCGUUAGCUUUCUAUGGCCUCUCUUCGUUGCGGGCUUAGAAGGCUCGCCCGAACAACGUCAGUGGAUUGUACAGGAGAUGCAGCGCAUGGCAGCUGCUGAAAAUACUGAUCCUGCUACAUUAAUCUCCCGUCACCCGGCUGCCAAUAAGGUCUUACUAUUGUUAGAGGAGAUGACGCGGCGACAAGAUGCGUCACGCACAUGGGCAGACUCACGAUGUGUGCGGCGAGAACUCUUCUCCGACUUCUUUGUCAUGAUUUGA